CCAAAAUCAGUUACAACCAUAAUCCCAUCACACAUGGGCCGAAAUAAGUUCACGAAUAGUGAGUCAAUCACGAGGGAGAGAAGAGCAAGCUUGAGAACGAGUCGUGCAAUUCGCACUCGAAAGUCCAUACUUCGAAGGAUGCCACGAAUCCCUACCAACGUCGUCGAAUCCAUGACUCUACGUAUUGUUGUCAUCGUUGAAAAACAGCGAAAAUGACCAAGAUUUCAAAUCAUGUACUCCGCAAUCCAACCAAACCACACAUGACAAAUUGCAUUCUUAACCUUUUUUAUUUAUUUUUUUGAAUGAUUCUUAAAACUAUUUUCAACCCUUUUAAGAGAGUUUCAUAAUUGUUGACGAUCACGAUGCCAUAUAAGCUCUAAGCUCCCUCUCCUGAGUUCCAGCAACUUCUCCUCAACGAUGACGUCAGCAACAAUCAUAAUAAUGCUCUUACAUUUUCUUGACGAUGGAAUUCGAAUAUGAAUGAAGAUACUCCAAAUCCCAACUCAUCCCCACUUGUCCUCACUCCUCCCUGCUGCUUUAGUUCAUAAAACAACAUAAAGCAACACUCUGCUCAUUAUAAAAAGAAAGCAAAUGUGAAAGAAAAUGGCUCCCACCGCCAUCGUCAUCCCCCACUACCACCAGUCCACCACCAUCUCCUCCUCUUUAUAACCAUCCCCGCCUCCUUCACUGAAUUCCCCCCUCUUCUCUCUUCUUCCUCUUUCCCCUCCAAUCUCUUCCUAGGGUUUGUUUCACCAUUGUUGGUUCCCCCCAUCUCUUCAAUUGAUGCUAUUAUGGGCUUCUUCGCCGAAGAUUCAGGCCUAAUCGUGACCCAUCUCCUCUACAAGGCAGCCCUCGUCCUCGCCCUCCUCAGAUGCGCUCUCUCCUGGGCUCUCAAACUCUGGCCCACAGCCGCCUCGCCGCCUUCCCCCCGCCGCCCUUCUCCUCAACAGAUCAGCGACCGCCUCAUCCUCACCACCUUCGCCGACGUCCUGGAGAGGAGGAGGGACCAGGACGAAACGGCGGCGUCUUGUGCCGUCUGCUUGAACCAGAUGAAUCCGGAGGACGAGGUGAGGGAGCUCCGCAACUGCUGCCACGUCUUCCACGGCGACUGCAUUCACAGGUGGAUCGAUCACGAAGUGGAUGAUGAUCAGGAGGAGGAAGGCGACGAGAGUAAUCACCGGACUUGCCCGCUCUGUAGGACGCCGCUGCUGACGGCGGCCCAGAGCGCGGUGGCGGAGCAGCAGCAGCAGCCCAGCUGGGCGGUGGAGAGAAUACUUUACCUUUUCGGGGAUGACCUGCUUGUCUCUUGAUUAUUAAUUAAUUAAUUGAUAAUUUUUUUUUUAUUGUUGUUGUCAUUUUGGCGUGGGAAUGAAGUUGUUGUUGCGGGUUGGCCCAAAAGAUCAUCACUUGAUUGAUUUUCAGUGGGGGGGAAGCAAUUUUUGUACAUUGUGGAUCUUAUACACAAAUUUAGGAAUAUGUAUAUAUGUUUAUGUCCAGCUUUUGAGUAGAUCAAAAUUUCAUGAAUGAUUGUCAUUUUUCUAACCAAUUGGAUUGGAAUGUUUUAGCCAAUUCCUGUGAAAUUAAGGAUGAAAAUGGGA
Molecule: messenger RNA, 1598 nt
Organism: Linum trigynum
Lineage: Eukaryota; Viridiplantae; Streptophyta; Magnoliopsida; Malpighiales; Linaceae
Source: the annotation of a GenBank genome assembly